This is a messenger RNA of Lates calcarifer (barramundi perch), 2021 nucleotides long. RefSeq names its product steroid 17-alpha-hydroxylase/17,20 lyase. The transcript is spliced from 9 exons. NCBI's taxonomy places the organism in Eukaryota, Metazoa, Chordata, Actinopteri, Centropomidae. Bases 90 to 1673 code for a protein of 527 amino acids. The record is from RefSeq and is a predicted model, not a curated record. Gene Ontology annotation, molecular function: heme binding; steroid 17-alpha-monooxygenase activity; iron ion binding. Gene Ontology annotation, biological process: hormone biosynthetic process; progesterone metabolic process.
ACACUGACCUCUGACCUUCUCCAAGGUUCCUCCCUCAGAUUAAAACCAGACUCUUCAGCGUCUCUCCUCAGUUUCUCCUCCUCGCAGCCAUGUUCAUUCAUCUCCUCUCCUCUCUCCCCUCCUUUCUCUCCCUCCCUCCCUCCUUCCUCCUCCUCUUCCUCCUCUUCGUCGUCCUGGUCAUCAUCAUCUUCCUGAUCUCAUGUCUACGCUCGUCCUCCUCCUCCUCUCCUCCUCCUCUUCGUCCGUCGGCUCGGAGCUCCAUCCCCUGCCUCCCUCGGCUCCCCGUCCUGGGCAGCCUCCCCUGGCUGGGAGGAGGCCUCCCCCCUCACCUCCUCUUUUCCCAGCUGGCCCACAGGUACGGCUCUCUGUUCGCUCUCCACCUCGGUCCUCACUACACGGUGGUGGUGAACGACCAUCGACACGCCAAAGAGGUCUUACUGCAGAGAGGGAGGGACUUCGCCGGACGACCCAACAUGGUGACGACCGACCUGUUGACCAGAGGAGGAAAAGACAUCGCAUUUGCAGAUUACUCUCCUCUCUGGAAGUUACACCGUCGCCUCGUCCACAACUCCUUCACUCUGUUUGGAGAGGGAACCAGUCGACUGCAGGAUAUCGUUCUGUCCUCUGUGGACAGUCUUUGUGCUGAGUUGUUGUCCGGUGGGAGACUCGGCUUCGACCCGUCUCCUGCGGUGACCAGGGCCGUCACCAACGUCGUGUGCACGCUGGUGUUCAGCGCCACCUAUCGCCACGGCGAUGCAGAGCUCCAGGAGGUGAUCCGAUACAACGACGGCAUCGUGCAGACGAUCGCCAGGGGAGGACUGGUGGACAUUUACCCCUGGAUGAGGUUCUUUCCUAACAAGUCUCUCAGAAAACUGAAGGACUCGAUCACCGUCAGAGACCGACUGCUGACACGCAAACUGGAGGAGCACAAGGCCUCGCUGACUGAUGGUGACCCCCGGGACCUUCUGGAUGCCUUGCUAAAGGGCCAGACAGGCAAGUCACCUGGAUCAGAGGAUGAGGGGAUAACAGACGAUCACGUCCUGAUGACGGCAGCCGAAGCUUUUGGAGCCGGAGUGGAGACGACAUCCACCACACUGCUGUGGAUCCUGGCCUACCUGCUGCACCACCCGGAGGUCCAGGAUCGAGUACAGAAGGAGCUGGAUGAGAACAUUGGCAGUGAGCGAGCGGUGUGCAUGUCGGACCGCGGCCGGCUGCCGUACCUGGACUGUGUCAUCAACGAGGGCAUGAGGAUCCGACCGGUCAGCCCAGUGCUGAUCCCUCACACUGCCAUGACUCACAGCAGUAUUGGAGGUCACUCUGUCAGUCCUGGGACUCGUGUUUUGGUCAACAUGUGGUCGAUUCACCAUGACCCCCAACACUGGGACAAACCUGAUCUUUUUAACCCAGAUCGUUUCCUUGACAACCAGGGUCAGCGGGUCACACCUUCCUGCUUCCUGCCAUUCGGGGCGGGACCUCGGGUCUGCGUUGGCGAAUCACUGGCCAGGCUGGAGCUGUUUCUCUUCUUGUCCUCGCUGCUCCAGCGAAUGAGCUUCAGGCUACCAGACGGGGCUCCCCCACCCAACCUGCAGGGGCGGCUCGGCGUGGUCCUGCAGCCUUUACCUUUUAAGGUUGUUGUCACUCCGAGGGCAGGGUGGGAAGGCGGGGCAAAAUAAAGAAAGUGGGCAAAAGUCGAGCUAAAUGACCGGAGAAAGAAACAGUUUUGUUUUAGAACAGACAUUAUAAAUCUGAACUACUUGACUAUGUUUUAAAAAACAGAAGCUAAUGCUAAGCUAACCAGCAUUACCAACACUUAGCUUUUGCAGUUUCAAGCUAAUGCUAUGCUAAACUAAUGCAACCUGAACAAUAAAAAAUGAUGUGAUUAAAGUAUAAUUAAUCUGAGCUUCAGUAAUUUAAGCUGUUUAUAAUGUUUAAUGAAUAAAAGAUGAUCAGAGAGUAGUUCAGGCUUAAUGUAAUUUCACAUCACUAUUGUGUUUUUAUCAAUAAAGAAUGAUUGACCUUGA